UGCUAUCGACCGUGAGGGUCUUCCUUCCUGAGAGCUUCCCAGGACUUAAAAUAAUACCUCGCACACUCAGCCCCACAAUGGCCCUGCGAUGCCGCUUCUCCUGCAUUCGUAACUAUCGAGCUGCGACAUCGAACAGAGCAUUCAAACGCAGCAUCAUGUCACACAUUCGGGCUGUCCAUUCCAAGCCCACUCUGGCUGUCACAGAUGAUGACGCUGCUCGUCUCCAGGAGAUAUACGCUAAAUUUCAGGACCCAUCAUCUCAUUACUACAUUGCCCCAGGCUCGUUCGGUCCAGAACACGAGGAGGAUCAUAGGACCUCCCAUGUGCCAGAUCCCGCAUAUUCUCUUGAUGCUAUAACGAAUGCAGAGGCAUCAUCACCUUUCCAAGGCUCUCAGGAACAGAGAGAGCAAAUGGAUGACAGACCUUGGCUGAACGAAGAUAGUGGAAGGAAAGAGCAGGCUCUCGAGUACUUCAAGCAGCAGAACCAUGAUACCACCGGGGUCUUGACCUGGCCUGUGGCUUGGGGUGACCAAGAUAGCUUCCAACAUGUGAACAAUGUCCAGAUACUGCGAUGGGUGGAGUCGGCUCGUAUCAGGUACUGUGAGAGCUGGGCCGGAAAACUGGGAAAGAAAACUGUCUACGAUAUGCUGCGCGCCAAGGGUACCGGCAUCAUCCUCAAAGAGGUGUCAAUCAAGUAUAAGGCGCCGAUUACCUAUCCCGAUACACUCAUGAUUUCCAAUUGUAUUCACUCAGUCAACGUGGAGCGAGCCAGCUAUGGCCAUCGACACAUCAUUUGGUCUUUGAAGGAUCAGCAUGUAAAGGCUGUCAGCGAUUCGUCAAUUGUGAUUUAUGAUUAUGACAACCUGAGGAAAGGUGUUAUGAGCGAUCAAUUGAGAGAGCUAUUGCUGAGCGUAGCCGGGGAUAGUAAAUGGAGCGAAGAAGAUACAAAAUAAAUAUCAAGAUGUUAGAGACAUACACAUGCAUUGAUCUUUUAUGAU
Cryptococcus deneoformans JEC21 is the source of this 998-nucleotide messenger RNA. RefSeq lists its product as hypothetical. Gene Ontology annotation, molecular function: fatty acyl-CoA hydrolase activity. Bases 78 to 953 code for a protein of 291 amino acids. The transcript is spliced from 7 exons. The record is from RefSeq and is a predicted model, not a curated record. NCBI's taxonomy places the organism in Eukaryota, Fungi, Basidiomycota, Tremellomycetes, Tremellales, Cryptococcaceae.